GCGGGGGCGAGGUGGCGAGGCUCCUCGUGUCUUUCCCAAGCCGGGCUCCGCCAGAUCCCCGGGAGCCCCGCUGCUUUCAGGCUCCUUUGCUCGUAGCUGUGGGUCCCAUCAGGCCCGCCCUCCGGUCGUCGCUCCGGGACCCCCGUAGCCCCCUCGCCCUCUGCCCUCCAGGUCGCGGCCACAGACGCCCCCAGUCGCCUCGCAUCACCGCAGCCCUGCGCUUCCAGCUCUUCUAAGACACGAUGCCGUCAGGCUUCCAACAGAUCGGCUCUGAAGACGGAGAGCCCCCUCGGCAGCGGGUGACCGGGACCCUGGUCCUCGCCGUAUUCUCUGCUGUGCUUGGCUCCCUGCAGUUCGGCUAUAACAUUGGGGUCAUCAAUGCCCCACAGAAGGUGAUUGAACAGAGCUACAAUGAAACGUGGCUGGGGAGGCAGGGACCUGAGGGACCCGGCUCCAUCCCGCCAGGCACCCUCACCACCCUCUGGGCUCUCUCCGUGGCCAUCUUUUCUGUGGGCGGCAUGAUUUCCUCCUUCCUCAUUGGCAUCGUCUCUCAGUGGCUGGGAAGGAAAAGGGCGAUGCUGGUCAACAAUGCCCUUGCAGUUCUCGGGGGCGUCCUCAUGGGCCUCGCUAAGGCUGCUGCCUCUUACGAGAUGCUCAUUCUCGGACGGUUCCUCAUCGGCGCCUACUCAGGACUGACGUCAGGGCUGGUGCCCAUGUAUGUCGGGGAAAUUGCCCCUACUCACUUGCGGGGUGCCUUGGGGACGCUCAACCAGCUGGCCAUCGUCAUUGGCAUACUGAUCGCCCAGGUGUUGGGCCUGGAGUCCAUGCUGGGUACGGCCACCCUGUGGCCACUGCUCCUGGGCAUCACAGUGUUACCCGCCCUCCUGCAGCUGGCCCUGCUGCCCUUCUGCCCUGAGAGCCCCCGCUACCUCUACAUCAUCCGGAACCUGGAGGGGCCUGCCAGAAAGAGUCUGAAGCGCCUGACAGACUGGGCUGAUGUGUCUGAAGCGCUGGCAGAGCUGAAGGAUGAGAAGCGGAAGCUGGAGCGUGAGCGCCCACUGUCCCUGCUCCAGCUCCUGGGCAGCCGAACCCACCGGCAGCCCCUGAUCAUUGCGGUGGUGCUGCAGCUGAGCCAGCAGCUCUCGGGCAUCAACGCUGUUUUCUACUAUUCAACCAGCAUCUUCGAGACGGCAGGGGUAGGGCAGCCAGCCUAUGCCACCAUAGGAGCUGGUGUGGUGAACACAGUCUUCACGUUGGUCUCGGUGCUCCUGGUGGAGCGGGCUGGGCGUCGGACCCUCCAUCUCCUGGGCCUGGCAGGCAUGUGCGGCUGCGCCAUCUUGAUGACUGUGGCUCUGCUUCUGCUGGAGCGAGUUCCAGCCAUGAGCUAUGUCUCCAUCGUGGCCAUCUUCGGCUUUGUGGCAUUCUUUGAGAUCGGCCCCGGUCCCAUCCCCUGGUUCAUCGUGGCAGAGCUCUUCAGCCAGGGGCCUCGCCCGGCGGCCAUGGCUGUGGCUGGCUUCUCCAACUGGACGUGCAACUUCAUCAUUGGCAUGGGUUUCCAGUAUGUCGCGGACGCUAUGGGCCCAUACGUCUUCCUCCUAUUUGCCGUCCUCCUGCUGGGCUUCUUCAUCUUCACCUUCUUAAAAGUGCCUGAAACCCGAGGCCGGACAUUUGACCAGAUUUCAGCCGCCUUCCGCCGGACACCCUCUCUCUUAGAGCAGGAGGUGAAACCCAGCACGGAACUCGAGUAUUUAGGGCCAGAUGAGAAUGACUGAGGGGCCAGGCAGGGGUAGGAGAGCCUGGUUUCCCUACCCCCCGGGGAGACCCCCUCCUUUCCUCUGCAGCACUUUAACCCUCUCUUCCCCAUUCCUUCCAGGGUGGGGGACACCCCUGCAGCCUGGUAGAAUUGGGAAGCUGGAGGGAAGGGUGGUCCGAGCACCCCCUCAUUCCCCCGUGUGAUUCUCUUGGUUAUUUAUGUUGUGGUUAGGGUGGGCCAUUCUCCUCUCCCCUUUCCCUCCUUCCUCCCCAUCCAAACUCAAGCUCCAGAACGCUUUUGUCCCCUGCUAAAGGAGGGGAGCCCGGAGGGAGGAGAGGUUCUAGACUUUCAGUGGGACACGCAGAAGUGGAGCAGGAAGAGGAGCAGGGCUUGAAACAAGAAAACAAGUUUCCCACUGCCUUGGACCCUCCUUCUAUCGCUGAAUUCUCACCGCAGAGCCCUGGAUAAAGGAGGUUCUGUCUUGACCUCUCCAGAACAAAGGAUGCACACACACACCCCCAGCCUCACUCACCUCUCUCACCACAGACUUGGCCUUCCAGAGAGGGGACACAAAAGAUCAUGCCCACAUGUGAUGAGAGGAGGGGACGCAGGGCCCUGCCUCUAGACUUAGGGCCCGUCCUGUCCUGAUUGCUCACCAAGACUGCCAAGUGGGGGCCCCCGUGUUUGCUCCUUUUGUCAUCCUGGAAGGGUGCUGUCCCCACAGGCUUCUGACCAACUAAGGGAAAGGGACGUGAAAGCCUGCCUGUAAACACUGGGCUGGGAGGAGCCUUUGGGUAUUUUUGUAUAUGUUUGAAAAAGGGGUAGGGAGAAGAAACCAAAGGUCUGUUGUACUGAAUGUACGUACGUAUGUAUAGACAUAGGUGUGUCUAUAAAGUCACUGUAUGACGA
Messenger RNA from Tupaia belangeri chinensis (Chinese tree shrew), 2662 nucleotides. It is a transcript of the gene SLC2A4, whose product is annotated as solute carrier family 2 member 4. The coding region runs from base 243 to 1772 and encodes 509 amino acids. The transcript has 12 exons. Gene Ontology annotation, molecular function: D-glucose transmembrane transporter activity. NCBI's taxonomy places the organism in Eukaryota, Metazoa, Chordata, Mammalia, Scandentia, Tupaiidae. Gene Ontology annotation, biological process: dehydroascorbic acid transport; cellular response to insulin stimulus. The record is from RefSeq and is a predicted model, not a curated record. Gene Ontology annotation, cellular component: plasma membrane; endomembrane system; perinuclear region of cytoplasm.